This is a messenger RNA of Sphaeramia orbicularis (orbiculate cardinalfish), 3122 nucleotides long. It is a transcript of the gene ankrd33ba, whose product is annotated as ankyrin repeat domain 33ba. NCBI's taxonomy places the organism in Eukaryota, Metazoa, Chordata, Actinopteri, Kurtiformes, Apogonidae. Gene Ontology annotation, molecular function: protein binding. The transcript is spliced from 6 exons. The record is from RefSeq and is a predicted model, not a curated record. Bases 443 to 2044 code for a protein of 533 amino acids.
CCGCCCUACAUGGGACUGUUGUCUGCGCAGCACUUUUACUUCACUUCAUGACCAACUUCCCGACUGUCCUCAUCCACCUCUCCUCGAUCGAGAUAACUCAGACUGAAACUCAACGUGGCUUCAAUUUGAGAAAAGGGAGUUUACUUCGUGAGGCGUUCACGGCGCAGAUGGGCAUGGGCUAAAGUCAACAACUCCGGCAAUGACAGAUGGACCACCGCACGCUCCAAACGCGCAAAUAGUGCGUCCACCGACACCCAUGACCGGACAAUCUGCGUUAUUUCGGCUCUUAAAGUGAUGUAACGUACUUUUCCGUGAUCUUUUUUUUUUUUUUUUUAAUUUUAACUUUAGCCUAUUUUCUGAACACACAGCCAGUCCCAUGCCCGCGACCCGGCUGCCAGGCUGCACUGUACCCCGGGGACAGUGCCCUAGGCUGGGGGGUUAGAUGGUGCUGAUCACGGACGACAGGGAUGGAGGAGGCGCCCCAUCGGUCCGGGUCAAACAGCUUCAGCAGCAGCAAAAAGUCGGAGGAAGAGUCGCCCAAGUUCAUCCGACCAUAGCCGAGGAGUCCCUCACACACCCCGACGAUGAGGACUACCUGGGCUCCUGCGAGGAUGAGGAUGAUGAAGAGGACGAUAGGGAGUUGGAAGACGACGAUGAGUUCGAAGAAGUCGACUUUGAGGACUUGGAUGACACUCGGAGCAUCGCAUCGGACGACUCCUUCUACCCCCCGGAUGAUGUGUUCGCGGACUCGGAGCGCACCCCGUCUCCAGAGAGUCCGGAGCCGCUGUCCUUCUUCCAGGCGUGUUGCACCAACAACGCGGCUAUCGUCAGGAUAAUGAUCCGACAUGGAGUGAGGGAGGAAGAGGUCAAAGAAACCGACAGGAAUAACAGGACAGGGCUGCUGGUCGCAUGUUACCAAGGUUAUGUUGAUGUUGUCAUAGCGCUGUCUCAAUGUCCGUAUCUGGAUGUCAACUGGCAGGACAGUGAAGGAAACACAGCCCUCAUCACUGCUGCACAGGCAGGCCACAUAACUAUCACCAACUACCUGCUGAACUACUUCAUUGGGUUAGACAUUGAGAGGAGGAACUGCCACGGAUUCACUGCACUGAUGAAGGCUGCCAUGCAAGGACGGGUAGACUGUGUACGCUCGAUCAUGAUGGCAGGAGCUACACUGAAUUCGCGGGACUAUGGUCGCCAGUUGACUGCCAGGGAGUGGGCUUUAUUUACCGGCCGAUAUGAAACUGUGUGGGUGAUGACACGACUCAUGGAACGGCCUUGCCCCCACCAGUUUAGUGAUAAAUACAGUCUAGAGUGGCCUCCCCUGGAAUCACUGGUGGCUAAAGCCCAGGAACCCCGCGGCUGCCUGAGGCGUCUGUCGGACACCAUGAGGAACAUGUUCAACAUCGCAAACGUCACCAACCCUGAAGAUGAAGGUGCCAUUGACCACUUGGUUUCUGUGACGACUGCUAUAAGGAGCCCUUUCAUUGCGAUGGCCUGUCAUACUGUGUGCCCUGAUAGCCCUCCGAGUGUGGGGAAAAGGCGCUAUGCAGUUCCUGAGAUCAUCCGAAACCAGCGUGCCAAGGAGCUCCGCAGCAUCAACCCUGACAGAGUAGACAGCCACCUCAAGCUCUUUGAGAACUCUCGGGUCACACUGGUGGCCAAGAACUCAGCAGACCGCCGGGCCAGCCUGCAGGCUCAGAGCCCAAUGCCUCGACAUAGGAGCUCCAGUGUGGUGACUUAUACCAGUUCCCUUGAACUGCGGAGAACCAGCCUGCUGCCCAUGCACAUGGUGCUAAGGAGGAGUAGUGUCCGUCCAGGGUACAGCAUCCCUAAAGUCAGGGUGUCCAAGGCCCCUCCAACCACGUAUGAACCGGAGAAGAUCCGCAGGAAGAGCACCGCUAAAGAUGGGGGGACGCACCUACUGCAAAUACCAAAGUGGCGCUACAAGGAGCUGAAAGAAGAAAGGAGGAAAGCUGAGGAGGCUGAAAGGAGGCGGCUGGAGGCUGUGACAAAGAGACACAUUGCUUCUGGAAAAAGAAAAUGAUAUCACUGCUUUAGAUGUCAGGACACAAAGUAACCAAAAAGACACAAAAGCUAAAGGGGUGGGAGUUAUAUCCUGGAGAAGCCAUGAUGAUGUUGCGAAAAUUUGGCUUUAAUAUUCCUUUACAAUGGUAUGUGCUCAGGGUAAAGAUAGAAUUACCAGCAGUGUUCGUGAAACAGGUAAAGAAAAAGGUAUAAUGGUUCGCUUUUGUCUGCUCUUUUUUUAUUGUAAAUGUUAGGAGAAAUAUGCAAGUUGGCCUGUUAGAAAGCUUCAGUAGCAUUAGUACUACAUGAUGCUCGCCCUUUGCGAUGUCAAACAGUCAAUACCCAGGGGAUUUGAUACUUGAAAUGUUUUAGCUGUUAUUUUUUCAUAUUUAUUGCUUUUUAAUGGAGUAAAAAAUGGCCAAGUCUAUAUUUUGUUAUGCUUUGGGUGCUUAAUGCAGUGUUUUUGUAGUGAGCUGCACUAUGCCGAAGCAGAAGACAGAGAAGUACAUUCUCUCUAACCACAGCAGAAACACGUCCCUCUGUCUAAAAUCAGAUAGUUUAUUAAUGAUGUUAUGGAAUAACAUCUUUGAAACAAGUAUGUGGAGAAACCUGAUAGCUGUACCAGAUAUUAUAUCUGGCUGAUGCUAACUGUUAGUAUAGAAUCUAAUGGCAACAAACAGCAAUAUUUUAGAUACUCUUUGUUUUGCUGUAUAAUGAACUCAUGAAUGUAUUUCUCUAUUUUCUAUUAGAGAUUUUAAAUGCUUUUUCAUGAUAUUUUAUUUUUUAUUCAUGAUGGACUUUUUCACAUACUGCUAUAAAAACAAAUGUUUUCUAGUAAUUCUGUUUGAGACCAAGACUUCAGUGUAGAGCACUAAUGAUGGGAUGAAGGCUUACAGUAAAUAUUUAAUUGCUAGUAGAAAGAAACACUGGUGAUACAUAUUUCUUACUAACAUGCUAUGAAUAGAAUUUAUAUUGUGUAACUUUUCAUUUUAUAUGGGUGAAUCUGAAUGGACCGUAUGAAUGAUGUGAACACUUCUGCUAAUGGUUUUGAAUAUAGUUUAAUAAACCAAAUAAUGAUGCUCUGUCGCUUUUAUAAU